This is a messenger RNA of Ascoidea rubescens DSM 1968, 1322 nucleotides long. Its product is annotated as 3'-5'-exodeoxyribonuclease. NCBI's taxonomy places the organism in Eukaryota, Fungi, Ascomycota, Saccharomycetes, Ascoideales, Ascoideaceae. The record is from RefSeq and is a predicted model, not a curated record. Gene Ontology annotation, cellular component: cytosol. The coding region runs from base 465 to 1280 and encodes 271 amino acids. The transcript has a single exon. Gene Ontology annotation, molecular function: 3'-5'-DNA exonuclease activity.
AAAUAAAAAAUAUAAAAGACGAUGAAAAGUAGCAUUAUUUAAGGAAAUAAAUGAUAAAUAUAUUCAAAAGUGUUAGGAGCAACCCACCUUAUAGCAAAUUAAGAAGUACUGAUUUAAUAAGAAAAACAAUGACUACAACUAGCGAUUGCGACAACAAUGUUUAUAGACCUAGAUAUUUUGAUAUUGGUGUCAAUUUGACAGAUAAAAUGUUCAAAGGACGUUACAAUGACAGGCAUCAUCACAGCAGUGAUUUGGAUGAGGUUAUAUAUCGUGCAAAGCUAUUCAAUGUCAACAAGAUGCUAGUCACUGGGUCUUCAUUCAAGGAGAGCAAACACUGUAUUGAUAUCUGCUCUAGAUAUACAAAUUUAUACUCAACAGUUGGUGUUCAUCCAUGUUCUGUCACAGAGUUUGUCCAAGAUGGAGUGGAUCCAGAUAAGCAUUUGCAAGAGAUUAAAGAACUAUGCAUGGAGGGUAAAAAAAAGGGGAUUGUAAAAGCAUUUGGAGAGAUAGGAUUGGAUUAUGACAGAUUAUUUUUCUCAUCUAAAGAACUUCAACAAGAGUAUUUCAAGAAACAAUUGGAGAUAUCAAUUGAGCUAGAAUUGCCAUUGUUUUUGCAUCUGAGAGCAUCUACAGAUGAUUUCAUUCAAAUAAUUAAACCAUAUCUAAGUAGGAUGAAGAAAAAUGGAGUGAUACAUUCAUUUACUGGUACAGAAGAAGAAUUGAACAAAUUUUUAGAAUUGGGAUUUUAUGUUAGUGUUAAUGGAUGUUCAUUUAAAACCGAUGAAAAUUUAAAAGUUGCCUCGAAGAUUCCAUUGGACAAAUUGUUGAUUGAGACAGAUGCACCAUGGUGUGAAAUUAAAAGAACACAUCCUAGUUAUAAAUAUUUAACUCAAUAUCCAAAUUUUUAUUAUCCUAAAGUGAAAAUAAUAGAAGAAGAGAUUAAGAAUCUGGCUAACAAUAAUAAUAAUAAUAAUAAAAUUAAAACUAAAGGUAGAAAUAAAGAACCAAAAAUUAAUUAUCAUGAAUUUUUGCCAUUUCCAAAUAUCAAAAAGGAACACUACAAUAAAUUUUUCAAUUCAGAUAAUUUUGACAAUAACUCUAAUUUUAUAGAUGAGUUUAAGUUUAAAUUACCUCUUAUCAAAUCGAGAAAUGAGCCUGUUUGUAUCGGAUUUGUUGCAGAAGUUAUGAGUAAACUUAAGGAUGUUGAGCCUAAGGAAUUGAUUGAAACUUGUUACUUAAAUAGUUGUAAGUUGUUUGAACUAGAGGAAAAUGAUAAUUAAAUAGAUCAAGAUGUAUAGGGUUUUCUUACGUUUCAAAGGAAU